This is a messenger RNA of Sturnus vulgaris (Common starling), 1832 nucleotides long. It is a transcript of the gene SORBS3, whose product is annotated as sorbin and SH3 domain containing 3. Gene Ontology annotation, molecular function: protein binding. NCBI's taxonomy places the organism in Eukaryota, Metazoa, Chordata, Aves, Passeriformes, Sturnidae. The record is from RefSeq and is a predicted model, not a curated record.
GGCUGGUCGGCAACCUGGACCAAGGACAGCAAGCGGCGGGAGAGGCGCUGGGUGAAGUACGAUGGCAUCGGGCCCGUGGACGAGACGGGGAUGCCCCUCGCCUCACGCUCGAGCGUCGACAGCCCCCGGGACUGGUACCGCAGCAUGUUCCGGCAGAUCCACCGCAAGCUGCCAGAGCCCGACUGGGACACCCAUUCCUGCCCCACCACGGCGCCUCCAUCGCCCCCCAAACCGCGGAGGAGGGGCUCGGCCCCAGCGGAGCCCCCCGGAAUGCCCAACGGGAUGGACUGGACCCGCUGGGGUGCCACCGGUGCCACCACCGAGCCUGGCAGCAUUUUUGACUAUGAACCAGGGAAGUUCUGUCCACAGGAGCAGAGCCCGGCAGCAGCACGGCCGAAGCGGGCUCAGUCCAUCGAGGUGCUGCUGGAGCAGGAGCUGGAGCAGCUCAGCGAGGAGCUGGAAAAGGACAUGAGGGACAUGGAGACACGCCGGACACCCCGCCAGAGCCCGGCGGCUGCUCCCACCGCUCGCUCCCCUGCUCCGGCCUCCCCGGCUGCUCGGAGCCCUCUGUCACCCCACCGGCUGUGGAGCCCCCCUGUCACCCACCGCUCACCUGCCACCCCCAGCAUGGAGCGGGGUGGGCUGGGGCUGGCCAGUGACUGGAGCCACGCAGCCCCCGGCAGAGACACCCUCAGGCCAGGGACCCUCCCCAGCUUGUCAGACCUGGGGGACCCCGUGGAGGCCGUCAAGAAGGAGGAGAAGAAGAUGAAAGCUGCUCGCCUCAAGUUCAACUUCCAGGCUGAGUCUCCCAAGGAGCUGACGCUGCAGAAGGGGGACAUCGUCUACAUCCACAAGGAGGUGGACAGGAACUGGCUGGAGGGGGAGCACCACGGCCGCGUGGGCAUCUUCCCCUCCAACUACGUGGAGAUCCUGCCGCCCACGGAGGUGCCCAAGCCCAUCAAGGCUCCCACGCUCCAGGUCCUGGAAUACGGUGAGGCGCUGGCGCUCUACAACUUCAGAGGGGAUCUGCACGUGGAGCUCUCCUUUCGCAAGGGCGAGCGGAUCUGCCUGGUGCGGCGAGUGAACGAGAACUGGUACGAGGGGCGGAUCUCGGGCACCAGCCGCCAGGGCAUCUUCCCCGCCACCUACGUCCAGGUGUUGAAGGAGCCGCGGGUCAAAGCCACGGCCGAGGACAUCCCCUCGUCUCCUGCCCCCGCCAGCCCCCGGCUCGUGGCCGGAUCCCCGUCCCUGCAGCGCUCACCCGGUCCCCGCAUCCCCCAGGCUCCCACCGGCUCCCCCCGGGAAGCCAGGAGGGGUCCCGGGGUAGCGGGAGGGCGCCCGUCCUCUCCCCUCCACCUCGGCACCACCUUCCCCCCCUCCCCAAAACUGCUCCACGGCACCCCCAGCCCCUUGGUGGCCUCUGCCAGCCCCCCGCACCCUGCGGCCGCCCACCCCCAGGAGCUCCGGCGUCCCGCCUGGACCCCCGAGCAGCGCGCCACUCCGGGGGCACAAACCGGUGCCCGCCCCGAGCCCGCCCCGUCCUACAACGGCUCCGAGAUCCGGUGGACUCCGUACCGGGCGCUCUACCAGUACCGGCCCCAAAACGCCGACGAGCUGGAGCUGCUGGAAGGGGACAGGGUGGAUGUCAUGCAGCAGUGCGACGAUGGCUGGUUCGUGGGAGUGUCCAGGAGGACGCAGAAAUUCGGCACUUUCCCCGGGAAUUACGUGGCGCCGGUGUGACCCGCGGCCAUGGGGACCCCGGGGGGAGGAGUGGGAUUGGGGGCUUCUCCCUGUUCCGCCUGGGCCACCCUGUGUCCCCUCCGUGUCCCCCC